AUGCAGAUGACACGUAAAAUUCGAUUCAACGUUGGAUUAGAAUUCCAAUCAACGCUAAUAUAUCUCCUCGUGUGCACAUUCUUUUGCUGUUUCCUUGCACAACUGCAGUCCGCACAAGCGGUCAUUCGGCCAAUUGAUCGUGAUGCACACACCAUUUACUACACUAACCGGGCGUCCAAUGCACAUGGCGACUUUCAUUACGAGUUCCAAACAUCCAACGGCAUCACUAUAAAAGCAGCGGGUAAUGAAUACGGACAAAGCGGCGUGGUGCAGUACAUUUCGCUAGAGGGUAUUCCCAUUACGAUGACAUAUGUGGCUGAUGCUGAUGGCUAUCAUCCGAGGGGCGAUCAUAUACCUAAGCUGCCGGAACAAGUGACGUCGACGUUGUUGAACUAUAAACGACAGCUUCGAACUGCGGAAGAGAAGAAAACAAAACAUAAAGUUGUUAUUAAAAAAUCGGAAAGCGAUAAAUAG
Molecule: messenger RNA, 474 nt
Organism: Anastrepha obliqua
Lineage: Eukaryota; Metazoa; Arthropoda; Insecta; Diptera; Tephritidae
Product: pupal cuticle protein Edg-78E-like
Exons: 2
Coding region: 1-474 (157 amino acids)
Source: RefSeq, a predicted model, not a curated record